CAUCGAUCUCCCCUCCUCAUCGAUCUCCCCUCCUCAUCGAUCUCCCCUCAUCGAUCUUCCCUACUCGUCGACCUCCCCUCCUCAUCGAUCUUCCCUCCUCAUCGAUCUUCCCUUCUCAUCGAUCUCCCCUACUCGUCGAUCUUCCCUACUCGUCGAUCUCCCCUCAUCGAUCUCCCCUCCUCAUCGAUCUCCCCUCAUCGAUUUCCUCAUCGAUCUCCUCAUCGACCUCCCCUCUUCAUCGACCUCCCCUCCUCAUCGAUCUCCCGCUCGCUCGCUCCGCAGCCUCCUCCACUGCGAGGCGAGAGACGGCGGCUUCGGCGGACUCCAUUUGGUGCUGCUGCUGCUACUGGUGGUGGAGUGAGCUGCUAUGGCUCACCACUGGCACUCAGCUUACAGCGGAGACGAUGGCGGUGAUGGCGGUGAUGGUGGCCAAGAUCAGCAAUGGACUAAGUCCCCGGACACGGACCGCGACUACGACGACUUCUACGACGACUUCUACGACAGAGGCGGUGGAGGAGGUGGUGGAGGUGGUGGAGGCGGUGGUGGAGGCGGUGGUGGAGGCGGUGGUGGAGGCGGUGGUGGAGGCGGUGGUGGAGGCGGUGGUGGUGGUGUCAGGCCGAAGCAGCGGCACGUGGUGAAGAUGGCGAGCGUGGUUGGAACAGCCGUGUGUGAGAUGUGCGGAGUGUCAGGACAGCGUAGCGACUUCUUCUCCAAGAGCAAGCGCUUCUGCUCAUCGUCCUGCUCACGCAGCUUCUCCUCAAACUCAAAGAAGUCGUCCAUACUCGCUCGCCUGCAGGGCAAGCCCCCCACUAAGAAGGCGAAGGUGCUGCAGAAAAAGGAGCUCACGGCCAAGAUGGCGGCCCUGGCCAACCUACACUCAGGCCUCCUCACACACAGCAGCCUGUCUCACUCAGACGCAGGAGCAGCAGAUUCUCGCUCUCCCUCUGGCUUCGACUGGGGCUCGUACCUGCUGCAAGGAAACUUCGAAGCGGCUUCGGUGACCUGCUUCAAGCAUCUGGGUCUGUGUGCCGCCUUCUCUAGCGCCACGCUGGGUGUCAAGUUGGAGGUCCUCAGCACCGACUGCAGCCUCCCCAGCAAAGUCUUUUGGGUUGCAACCAUCAUCAGGAUCGCCGGCCUGCGUGCGCUGCUUCGCUACGAGGGCUUUGGGGAGGACUCUUCCUGUGACUUCUGGUGCAACCUGUGCACGCUGGACGUGCAUCCCAUCGGCUGGUGUGCUGCCCUGGGCAAGCCCCUCAUACCACCACACACCAUUCAACAGAAGACGGUGAACUGGAGAGGCUUCCUGGUGAAGGCUCUCACGGGGGCCUCCACACUCACAGCGGACUUCCACACACAGGUGCUCUCCGCCAUGCGUGUCUCUGCCCGUGUGGGCUCGGCUCUCGAGGUGGUCGACAAGUCCCGGGUGUCGCGGAUGCGCCGUGCGGUCAUCCAGAAGAUCGUGGGCGGCCGCUUGCUCCUGCGCUACUGCAGCCUCUCACAGCCGCCGGUCGCCACGGCAACGGCGGCCGCCGUCGCCGCGGCGACGUCGCCCCGGCAACGCCGGUGCCCGGCCGCGGCCGCCCCGGCUAAGGGGCCGGCCGCGAGCGGCAAGGCCGGCGCCGGAGAACGGCGGAGGAGGCAGCAGAGGACGCGGCGACG
Petromyzon marinus (sea lamprey) is the source of this 1659-nucleotide messenger RNA. Lineage: Eukaryota; Metazoa; Chordata; Hyperoartia; Petromyzontiformes; Petromyzontidae. The record is from RefSeq and is a predicted model, not a curated record.